UCUUCCUGACACCCGUAUCACCCACCUGAUUUUUUCUGUUUCAGUUUUUAUUUUAUUUUGUUUUAUAGGAACAAAAAGGAAAAUGGAGAGUCUUUUGGACUUUUACUUUGUUUAUAUACAAAAUUAAAGUAUCGUUUCUUUCAAAAGUUGUGUUUGUGGACUGAGAAAAAGGGAGGGACUCUGUUAUGAACCCAAGAAAGGAAGCUUGGCAGCACAGAGUGACAAGGUUUUCUUUUUCUUUUUUGUGUGUUUUGGUUUGAGACCCAAAAUAUAAAACCAGAGAAAAUGUUCAUCUUUAACUAGUAUUACUAUUAUUGAGUCAUGAAAAUGAGUCUUUCUCUUCUCCUCUUCUUCUUCUUCCUUUAUUCUGCUACUGUUUCUUUUUCAUAUGAGCCUCGUAACCAUGAAGUGGAAGCAUUGAUAAGUAUAAGGAGAGAAUUGAAUGAUCCACAUGGGGUGUUAAAUAACUGGGAUGAAGACUCUGUCGAUCCUUGUAGCUGGGCAAUGAUCACUUGUUCUUCUGAAAACCUUGUUAUUGGCCUGGGAGCACCAAGUCAGUCCUUAUCAGGAACUUUGUCCGGGACGAUAGGAAAUCUCACCAAUCUUCGCCAAGUGUUGCUGCAAAACAAUAACAUAUCUGGUAAAAUCCCACCCGAGCUUGGAACUCUUCCCAAACUGCAGACUUUGGAUCUAUCCAACAACCGUUUUUCCAGUGAAAUUCCAGGGUCAUUUGGACAGUUAAAUAGUUUGCAAUACCUGCGGCUGAACAACAAUAGCUUGUCUGGGCCUUUUCCUGCAUCUUUAGCAAAAAUCCCUCAACUUGCUUUCUUGGACUUCUCCUAUAACAAUCUUAGUGGACCUGUACCCAAGUUCCCUGCUAGAACUUUCAACAUUGUGGGAAAUCCAUUGAUUUGUGGAAGCAGCUCAACUGAAGUUUGCUCUGGAUCUGUCAAUGCUGAUCCCCUUUCAUUUUCCCUGGGUUCAUCAAAUGGGGAACAAAAAUCCAACAAGUUAGCUAUUGCACUUGGAAUCAGCCUCAGUUUUGCCACUCUCAUACUCCUCUCAUUUGCCCUACUUUGGCACAGAAACAAACGAAAAAGGCUAACGAUUCUGAAUAUUAGUGACAAACAAGAAGAAGGCCUCAUAAGCCUAGGUAACCUGAGAAACUUCACUUUCAGGGAACUCCAGCUUGCUACAGAUAACUUCAGCUCCAAGAACAUUCUAGGCACCGGAGGUUUUGGCAAUGUCUACAAGGGAAAGUUAGGAGAUGAUACUCUUGUGGCAGUGAAGCGGCUAAAAGACUUGACAGGAAGUUUUGGGACACAAUUCAGGACUGAGUUGGAGAUGAUCAGCUUGGCAGUUCACCGCAAUCUGCUUCGUUUAAUUGGAUAUUGUGCUACUUCUAAUGAGAGACUUCUUGUUUACCCUUACAUGUCUAAUGGCAGUGUGGCAUCCAGGCUCAGAGGAAAACCAGCUCUAGACUGGAAUACGAGGAAGAGGAUUGCAAUUGGAGCUGCGAGGGGACUUCUUUAUUUACAUGAGCAAUGUGAUCCAAUAAUCCACAGAGACGUGAAGGCAGCUAAUGUUCUUCUGGAUGAUUAUUGUGAAGCCAUUGUUGGUGACUUUGGCCUUGCAAAGCUCCUUGAUCAUGCUGAUUCCCAUGUCACCACUGCUGUCCGUGGCACUGUUGGGCACAUUGCACCAGAGUACCUUUCAACUGGCCAGUCUUCAGAGAAAACUGAUGUGUUUGGGUUUGGAAUUCUCUUGAUAGAGCUCAUAACGGGAAUGAGGGCUCUGGAGUUCGGAACAGUUAGCCAGAAAGGAGCAAUGCUUGAGUGGGUGAAGAAAAUACAAAAAGAGAAGAAAGAGGAAGUAUUGGUGGACAGAGAGCUAGGGAACAACUAUGACAGGAUUGAAGUAGGGGAGAUGCUCCAAGUGGCUUUGCUAUGCACUCAGUACCUUCCAGCCCACCGCCCAAAAAUGUCCGAGGUGGUCCGGAUGCUUGAAGGUGAUGGGCUUGCUGAGAAAUGGGCAGCAUCUCAUGAUCAUAGCAAUUCCACCAUGAACCACUUUCCUAGCAACAAAAGUAAGGCGCCCCCUACCACUGGAUCAAAACAUGAUGAAAAAAGUUAUGAUGAUGAAUCAAGCAACAAGUUGAGCACAGGAAUGGAUGAUGAUGAUGAACAUUCUUUGGAUUCCUAUGCCAUGGAACUGUCUGGUCCAAGAUAACAAGAAGGGAAAAAGAGGUGAAAGUGAAAUAUAUAGAGAGGAUGAAUUCUUUAUUAAAUUCUUUAAUCCACCCAAGUUUGAAGAGGAAGAAAUAGGUGUAGGGCAAUGUUAUGCUUAAAAACUUUGAUGGUAAGGAUUAUAUAUGUUCUGGGAUUGUAAUGUAAAUAGCCCAUACCAUGUUUUAUUUUACUUAUUUUUGGCAUUGAAUCUUAA
Messenger RNA from Gossypium arboreum, 2442 nucleotides. Its product is annotated as probable LRR receptor-like serine/threonine-protein kinase At2g23950. The record is from RefSeq and is a predicted model, not a curated record. Gene Ontology annotation, biological process: protein phosphorylation. NCBI's taxonomy places the organism in Eukaryota, Viridiplantae, Streptophyta, Magnoliopsida, Malvales, Malvaceae. Gene Ontology annotation, molecular function: ATP binding; protein binding; protein kinase activity.